Daldinia vernicosa is the source of this 1472-nucleotide messenger RNA. Its product is annotated as protein-L-isoaspartate O-methyltransferase. The transcript has a single exon. The record is from RefSeq and is a predicted model, not a curated record. The coding region runs from base 325 to 1137 and encodes 270 amino acids. Gene Ontology annotation, molecular function: protein-L-isoaspartate (D-aspartate) O-methyltransferase activity. Gene Ontology annotation, biological process: protein modification process. Lineage: Eukaryota; Fungi; Ascomycota; Sordariomycetes; Xylariales; Hypoxylaceae. Gene Ontology annotation, cellular component: cytoplasm.
GAAAUAUGACGAGAUGUUAUGUCAUUCAAUUCCAUAUAUCGAUCAUUUACAACAAAUAUAUGCUAAGUUAAACUCAAACGAACUCUACCGAACCAUCUUAAACUUCUUCGUUUCAACCUAUUUUCGAGACUCUAUUAGAACAACUCUCGGGCUUUCUUCCACUACUCACAGUCUCACGCACCUUACCUCUACAUAAACCUACCGACUUAGUCCAAGACGAUUAACUAUAACAUAUCCAAACUGUCUCCUAGAUCACCGUCUCGUCUCUCGGCUUUCCUAGCCCACCUCCGCCCGGUCCAAAGCUCGAUUCGAUCUAGACAAUCAAUGAACAUGGCCUGGCACAAUUCCGGCACCACCAACGCCGACCUAGUCGAGAACCUCUGGCGCAACAAGCUCAUCACGCAGCCCGUUGUCAAAAACGCCUUCCUCAAAGUCGACCGCGCCCACUACGCCCCCUCGCAGCCAUACGAAGAUAGCCCCCAGCCCAUCGGCCACGGAGCCACCAUCUCAGCCCCCCACAUGCACGCCCACGCCGUCGAGACCCUACUCCCCUUCCUGCUGCCCAAAGUCAACGACGACGACCCGGGCGUAAUCGGUCAACCCGGCCGGCCGAGAAGGGUCCUCGAUAUCGGCAGCGGAAGCGGGUACCUAACGCACGUACUCGCGGAACUCGUCGGCGAGACGGGCGUGGUCGUCGGGCUGGAACACAUCCCCGCGCUGAAAGAGCUCGGCGAGCGCAACAUGGCCAAGUCGCCCGAAGGCAGGGCGCUGCUGGACUCGGGGCGCGUGCGCUUCCGCGUGGGCGACGGGCGGAAGGGGUGGUCGGAGCCGAGUCCCGGGGAGUCGCAGCCGGGCGUCGGGGGCGCGGCGGCUCCGGAUGCGGCGGCGAGCGAAGGCGAGAAGAAAGACGAGGCGGGGGGCUGGGACGCGAUACACGUCGGCGCGGCGGCGGCGACGCUGCACGACGAGCUGGUCAGACAGCUACGGAGCCCGGGGCGCAUGUUUAUCCCCGUCGAGGCGGGGAAUGGCUGGGAGGAGCAGUAUAUUUGGACCGUGGAUAAGGACGAGCAUGGGAAUGUUACGAAGAAGAAGCUGUAUGGGGUUAGGUAUGUGCCGCUUACGGAUGCGCCGAAAUGAGGGAAGGGAAGAAGACUUUGGGUUGUUGAGGUUUAGGUAGUUUUAUGUUUAUGUGUUGUCGGGGAAGAGAUGGGAGACUCAUUCGUUCGGUCGGUCGUUCGUUCGUUUGUUUGUUUACAUCAUUCCCUAUUCUAAGGUAUGUUCGUUAUUUUUCUUCUGCUAACUACCUAUUUACGGGAUAUUGAGCGAACUUGUUAACCUGUGAGAUUCUAGAGGGUGUAUAUUAGUGCUGGAGUAUUCGCGAACCCUCAACUAUUAAUUAUGCGCAAUGCAGGGUUAUCCUGGGCACAGCAGUGUAUGUAUCUAAUGCCUCUCAAAUAUUUAAUUCGACAUCG